CUGAUACGAAGGAAAAUAUCAGAACCACGCGUGUUUGAAAUGUGGUCUUUUGCUUUUGGAAAUAGAUUUAUGUAGCAUUCAGUUUUAUUGAUAAUUUUGAAUCUGUGAAUUAAAAGUUGGAGAAAUUAAUAUGGAUGUUGUUGAAGAUUUAGAAAGCCCCUGGGAACCACCUUCAGAAUCAGAAAUGAAAAUUAUUCAGGCAAGACGAGAUAGACAAGAUAAAAUAAGUUCUAUCACUGGAGAAUAUCUUCUAAAAGGAUAUAAAAUGCUCAGUACUUUAUGUGAGAUAUGUGGUACAAUUUUAUUGCAAAAUAAACAAGGUGCAAAUUAUUGUGUGGCUUGUUCUGAAGUAGAUACAGAAGAACAUACAAAAGAUGAUCCAGCUUUAAGCAAUGAAGCUGCCCGGAAAAAAGCUGAAGAAGUCCAUUAUUCUUUAAUAAUUAACGACGAUCCGGUUCCAAGUACUUCGAGUGAGUCAUCAUAUUUAAAUAUGUCCACUAGAUCUGUUAAAGCUAAGCAUUCUCCAUUGUUAACUACAUCAAAAUCAUCUCAUGUUAUAUCAAGUUUACUAGGAGACAAAUUACCAGAACUGAGUGACAAUAGUUUGCAAGUUUGUUUUGCUGACUCAUUGAUGGUAGUUAGAGAAAAAAUGAAGUGGGCAACUGAACAAUUGAAGACUUGCCAAAAUAUUAAUAGGAGUAUACAGCUUUGUACAUUACUAAAGGGAUGUGCUGAAGUUAUGUUGUCUCUAAAGCAAGCUGAAAAAUGUGUUAUUACAAAUCAUACAAUUAAUCAAAAUUCUAUAAAUAAAGAGAGUCUUUGAUUUACAAAAUUAUAUAAGAAAUUUAACUACCUUAAAAAAAUAAAUUGUUAUAUCUUAUAUAUAAAAUGUGUUUAUUUUAAGAUAAUUUAAAUCUUUAAAGUGGUUAUAUUAGUCCAUAAUAUUGCUUAUUUGGUUAUUAAUUAAUACAUACUUGCUUAUCAUUUUUAUUAAAAAUAUUAUCUACUAUUUU
Molecule: messenger RNA, 1013 nt
Organism: Centruroides sculpturatus (bark scorpion)
Lineage: Eukaryota; Metazoa; Arthropoda; Arachnida; Scorpiones; Buthidae
Product: Sjoegren syndrome/scleroderma autoantigen 1 homolog
Exons: 4
Coding region: 131-823 (230 amino acids)
Source: RefSeq, a predicted model, not a curated record